Molecule: messenger RNA, 522 nt
Organism: Dibothriocephalus latus
Lineage: Eukaryota; Metazoa; Platyhelminthes; Cestoda; Diphyllobothriidea; Diphyllobothriidae
Source: the annotation of a GenBank genome assembly
UUGGAGCUGACAAUGGCCAUCGGUCAUCUGGCACACUACGUCCUCACGGACCAGCUGACACCUCUGCUGAUUAAAACGAAGCCCGGCGCCAGAGUGAUAAUCAUUUCCUCAGCCGAGCACUACGAAGGAUCGUUUGCUGACGGCUCACUCUUUGUUGAACGUGGUGAAUUCAACUCCAUUAAAGCCUUCAGCAAAACGAAACUGGCCAAUGUAAUGCAUGGUAUAAUUCUGGCCAAAAAGUUCAAGAAUACAAGUGUCAUCCCAGUGAGCCUGCAUCCGGGCUACGUCCUGCCACAAGUUGGGUUUAUGGUACCCACUCUUUUCGGCGCCUUCUUUAAAACACGCUGGGAGGCUGCCCAGACGGUCAUGCAAGCGGCCAUGGCGAAAGAUCUACAACCGGGUGGCUACUACGAUGACUGUAAACUGCUGCAACCCAAUGCCGAAGCUCUCAAUGAGACAAUCGUGAACACGUUUCAGAAGGAAACCACUACAGUUAUAAACAAGAUUCUGAAGAAGAAGUAG